Molecule: messenger RNA, 2289 nt
Organism: Sporothrix brasiliensis 5110
Lineage: Eukaryota; Fungi; Ascomycota; Sordariomycetes; Ophiostomatales; Ophiostomataceae
Exons: 2
Coding region: 1-2289 (762 amino acids)
Biological process (GO): regulation of DNA-templated transcription
Cellular component (GO): nucleus
Molecular function (GO): DNA-binding transcription factor activity, RNA polymerase II-specific; zinc ion binding
Source: RefSeq, a predicted model, not a curated record
AUGGGGUUUCUUUCGUACGCCGAACCGCACAACCGCCAGUCGCUUCCGCACACGCCGCCCGAUCUUGUGAGCUUUGGUUGUUCCCCCUCGCCAAACGACACAUCAUCUCGUGGGCCGCUGCCCAAGGACCUCGCCUGGCCAUACCCUAAGCCGCCCAUCUCUCCGCCUAUGUCCAGCCAUGAUCAGCCGCUGCCUCCGCCAUCCGCGCGACGGUCACGCUCACCACCCCGGACGGCGUCUCCCAGUAGCAUAGGCGGCGCUAUGUCCAUGUCCGCCACCGCAGCAGCGAGCUUGGCACGAGCAUCUAUUUCCGCCAUUACGGACGCAGGAGCUGGGGCAAGAGCAGCCCCGACAACAAUAUCGACGACACCUUCGACAACAGGGCCGGCAGAGGGCAAUGCUGCACACAACCUCAACAACAACACUGCAGCCGAGACAAACACGGCCACGACGACAUCAUCAACGGCCGCGACGACUGCUACGACGACAACCACAACAACAACCACAACAACGACCGGCCUGACCAGUAGCCCACGGCAUGAGCUACCACAACUACCAGGAGCCGCACCGCCUCAAGUCACGAGCGGACCGCUCCCAGAGAGACUACCUUCGCUGACCAGCAUCUUCGGCCCUCCGCAAACAUCUGCUCAAAGUGGUGGUGGCCCGCCAUCCGCCGGAUCGACAGGCUCGUACAGUCAGCGUUCGUACAUUCCGUAUGACCAGCAUGGUAGGCCACCAUCUCCUGGAUUCCCCGCGCCGCAAGCUACCUACUUGCCUCCACCACAGUCGGCAACAUCGCAGCAAGGAUCACACGAGCCGUACCCUUCAGGCAACUACCAACAUCAGCACUACCAACGCCGUGAUCAGCGCUCCCCUCGCGCUGAUGAGCGGCAAACCGUUAACCAACUGUACCAGCCGCCUUCGCCGCGCUCUCACGAGCAUGAACAGCAACCGCAGCAGCAGCAGCAUUCUCACCAGUGGCCCGACGCGCGCUCCAACUACGUCGCCGUAGGCAAGUGGUCUUUGCAGGACGGGCAACAGCCGUCCUCGCCAAGUUUCUAUUACCGCCAGCAGCAACAGGCACCGGCAGCACCCCCUGCACAGUCAUACUCCAGCCACAAGACGGCGCCUCUGCCUCCGCUACCACCCACUCAGCAACAGCAGCGUAGCCCGGUGAGAGGACCAGCUCAUGAUGCCGAUAGACGGCCUUCGCCUGGAUCGGGCAGCAGCCUCCCGUCAACGCCUGCCAGUGGCGCAUUCCCCGAUGCUGGCGCUGGCGCUGGCGCUGGUGCUGGUGCGGGCGGUGUACCAAAGGAAGGCCUGGGCAUGGGCCCCAAGAUCUGGACCGGCGUGGAUUUCUUACCGCAAUUCAUGCACGCAUCGGAAGUGCCGGGUGAAGGCUUGUGCUACUUUUACGACGACGGUACGCAUUGCAAGGCUGUCAUUGAUGGCGAGGCUGUCAAUCCCUACUGGGGCGUGACGAAGGCGGGCAAACCGCGCAAGCGUCUAGCUAUUGCAUGUAUAACGUGUCGCGAGAAGAAGAUCAAGUGUGACCCGGAGUACCCGCGUUGUGUCCAGUGCGAGAAGUUUGGCCGCGUCUGCCGCUUCAAGAAUGCUCCCCGCGGUGGAAACAACAACUCGCCCGGUACGGCGUCGACCGAGCCGGACAGUCACCGCAAGUUCGGCUCUGUGACCGCCAUUCGCCCGCCGCCUGAGUCGCCAUCAUCUUCUGCUCUCAAUGCAAACAACAAGCGCAUGCGCUCCGACUACGACCACUACAAGGCAUCCGGCCGCGGCCGCUCACCGCCGUUUAGCAACCGCUCGCCGACACUGUCCAGCUCAUCAUCGUCCGCCGAUCCCCUGCGCCACAGCUCGACUAGUAGUGUUCUGCCGCCGCCUCACGUAUGGGGCAGUGGUCCGCAGCCACAAUCGUCGCCUAUACCGCCGCCGCCACCGCCAUCGUACCCGCGGUCGACGCCGCAGCAACCAUACUCGCCCCAUUCGCAAUACGCGCAACAAGAUCAGCUUUCUCCCCGCUCGCAGUACUCUCCGCACUCGCAGCUACAUCCGUCAGCGCACGACCAUCACCGCAGCCACCCAUAUCCGGACCACCACUACUCGCACCACACGCACGACUCUUACUCCCAGCCGCGGUCACAGUCUGGUUCACCGUCACAGUCUGACCUGCCACGGAUGCUUCUUCCACCGCCCCGUUCCGCGCCCGAUCUACCGCGUAUCCACGACGAUGUUCUGCGGCGGUCGUGGCAGUCUGACCGCGGCCGUGUCUAA